UAGAUGAUUUUCGAAUUUUCUUUCAUUUAGAAAUUUUUUCUUUGUUAGUUUUUUUCCUUAAUAAUCCACAUUACACAACAUUUGUCAUGUCGGAAUCAGAAUCGAUUGAUGACAAACGAAAAAUUAUCGUAAAAUGGUCAGGAAAUGAAUAUGUCAUUGAUAAUUUGAACGGUGUUGCUUCCAUACAAAAUCUUAAAGAAUGUAUUUAUUCGAAAACUGGUGUCAAACCUGAACGUCAGAAAUUAAUGGGUCUCAAAACGAAUAAUGGUCGACCGGUUGAUGUUGACACUAAAAUAGAACAUCUACUUAUGAAACCGGGAUUCAAAGUGAUGAUGAUCGGUAGUAAAGAAGAACAGAUUGCCAAUAUUGAUCUGGAUCCAUCAGAAAUUCCAAACGUGAUCAAUGAUUUUGAUAUCGAUGAUGAAGCAUUUGAUCAGGUUGCUAUUCAUAAUCGUAGCGAAUAUCUAGCUAAAGUGGAAAGACGGGUCAAAGAUAUUAAAAUCAAUGUAAUGAAUGCUCCAAGAGAUGGAAAAAAACUUUUAGUUCUUGACAUUGAUUAUACACUUUUUGAUCAUCGAUCAACAGCCGAACAUGCAUCACAAUUGAUGCGGCCAUAUCUGCAUGAAUUUUUGACUAGCGCUUAUCAGGAUUAUGAUAUUGUCAUUUGGUCGGCCACCGAUAUGAAAUGGAUUGAAGUAAAAAUGCGUGAACUGGGCGUUACGACCAAUCCUAAUUUUAAAAUUGCAUUCUUUUUGGAUUCAUCAGCCAGAAUUUCUGUUCAUACGGAAAAAUAUGGUGUCAUCAAUUGUAAACCUUUAGGUGUAAUAUGGGGAAAAUUUGAACAAUACAGUGCACGUAAUUCAAUAAUAAUUGAUGAUCUACGAUAUAAUUUUCUAAUGAAUCCACAGAAUGGUUUGAAAAUUAAAGCAUUCCGUGAAGCAUAUAAAAAUCAAAGCAAAGAUAAAGAGCUGUAUUAUUUGGCUAAAUAUUUAAAAAUUAUCUCCCAAUUAGAUGAUUUGUCCAAACUCAAUCAUGAUCAUUGGCAUAAAAUGAUUUAAUUGAAUCUUUUUCCUUUUUUUUGGUAUUUGUAAAAUUUUUUCUUUUCAAAAAAAAAAUUUCUAUUCAAAUAAAAUUCACAAGUAUCACGUCAUUUGUGACUGUUGUUA
Molecule: messenger RNA, 1166 nt
Organism: Dermatophagoides farinae (American house dust mite)
Lineage: Eukaryota; Metazoa; Arthropoda; Arachnida; Sarcoptiformes; Pyroglyphidae
Source: RefSeq, a predicted model, not a curated record